Messenger RNA from Spirometra erinaceieuropaei, 6996 nucleotides. NCBI's taxonomy places the organism in Eukaryota, Metazoa, Platyhelminthes, Cestoda, Diphyllobothriidea, Diphyllobothriidae. The record is from the annotation of a GenBank genome assembly.
AAGAGAUAGAAAUACAGAAGCUGAGACUUGAACUGUCCUCAAAAUAAUCGUUCCUCUGGUGUUAAACAUUUUGACUCGGGAAUAACCUAUUAACUUAUUUACUGCCCAUAUUGAAUGAAGCCAAUUUUCUGCCGAAAAUUUUGAGCUUAUGAUUUCAAAAUAAAGCGAAUUUCUCUCUUUCUCUCCCUCAGGUAGAAGCUAGAAGCCCAGACACGCGUGUUUCGCCGAUCUUAUGUCGCUGCCUGACGCAGCUGCGAGAGGUUCGGCUCAUCAGUUGGUCCCCAGCCUUUCUCGUGUGUUUUUUGAUAUAUGAACGGCAGUUUUCCUCUGCCUUUUUUAAUUUCCCAGGAAAUUAAUGCACGAACUUGAUGAGCCGAACUCCUCGCAGCUGUAUCAGACAGCCGCACAAUAUCGGCGAAACAUGCGUAUUUGGGCUUUUAGCUUUGACCUGUGUCGUCAGUAUGGUAAAUACUUACGCAAAUCUUGACACCACGCAUUUUUGAAAAAUAAAUAGAUGUUGCAUUAAAGAAAGAAAAGUAGAAAUGAAGUCCCUGAUUAGUUAAAAGAUGGUAUAUUCACAAUGGACAUAUCGGUGACGUUCAUUGGUUCAUCCUGAUUGUAGAUCGAACGACUUUCUCGUAAAGAGAGCCUGCAUGUGAGAUUACUCGUAGUGAGAUUAGUAAUCGCCCUGACUCUGGUUAAAGUUUGGCCGGCAGAUUUUGACCAACAAUGCGUAAAGGGGCACUUCAGUUAAUGUAUUUCAUACCUAAAAGCUCGCACGGUGUGCGCCAUCAGGAUUUGUCAAUGGUUGAUAUCCACCAAAUAAUAUCAGUUACGUUUUUUGCAGAGGUAACAAUACAGAAACUAGGAUGAAUGACUCUUCCACUCAUUAGUCCUAAAUUGUGGCUGCGGUAUGCAGACGUUACAUUCAUUGUCGCUAAGAGGACUACUGAAAUAGCACGCAUUUCCUAAUUAAUUGUUGAUGGGUUUUCGUUUCGAAAAGAUUAUUUAAGUGGGUUUGUAAAAUCAAUCAUCAUGCAGCAUAAUUCUAUAAUAAUUCAGUUACCUCAGGCAGUCGGCUUUCAAACAAACUCCUUUCCGGCUGCAUGCAAGAACCACCCUCUGUAAAAAGUGACUGCAUAUGUUGCUUGCAUUUUUCUCACUGAUUUUCGAUGCUCUUGAAAAUUAAAUCAUAUCUCAUGGGCCACAUGCAUAACACUAUUCAUUUUUUUACUCAUUCCUUAGAGAAUUACGUGUUCUUCCAAUUUUACCCUCGAAGGAAGAGUAUAAGUCGGUUUUACAAAAGUUUCUAAUUGUGGAUUUUCAAUACCGUGAAGUGGCCGUUCAUAAAACAUUGUGUCUCUGCAUUUACCAAUGUGGCUUGUAAAGUUAUCAAUGCGACUCAAAUCUGCUGCUACAAUUUUUAAACCACAUAUGGUCUCCUCUUAGUACCGUGGAGAAAUAUGUGGUUUUCCGUAUGCGGAAAAUAUACGGCUUGUGGUUUGAAAACUCUGAAUACAAGUGUAACAGCAGGUCGGGUUCAGAAUGAUUCCGUUAUUGGAGAGGUUUUGAAAAACCGACUUAUACCCUUCUUUCGAUGGUAAAACUGGAAGAUGACGUAAGUUUCUACCGAAUGAGCUGGAGACUGAAUAUUUUUAGGCAUGUUUUCCACGAAAUACAAUUGAAUGUUUAAGGGCAUCGAAAAUCAAUGAGAAUAUGCAUGCUACUUAAGUAAUCGUUUUUUAGAGAGUGCAGUUUUGCAUUCAGCCGAAAAGUGGUUUGUUCGAAAGCCGGCAUCCUGAGGUAAUUGAAUUGUUAUGCAACCAUGCUGCAUCAUGAUCAGUUUAACAACACGUUUUAAGUAAUCUUUUCGCAGCGAAAAUGCAUUUUGGAAUUACUGUUGACAUUUCAUGAGUUAGCCAACCUACCGUAUUAAAUUAAAAUCCCUCUGCAAAGCAAACGUCAAUCUGUGAAGAUCAACUUUUGUUAGAAAUGACCAACAACAUUUUGAAAAGUUUUCGCAACGGGACACCGUUUACAGUGACAGAACUAGCAAAAUUCUAGUCGAAAAGCAUUCUGAAUAAGAAGUCUAUGACUGAUAUUCAUGAACGUUUCUAAAGGCAGAUUUUAUCCAAAUAUUGUUGCAUUUAUCCAAGCACUUAUAUAUGGACAACACAUUUUUGCUCAAUAAUAACCUACUUUCUGCACUCAUGACUGACUGCACGCAAUGAUCACAUUUAUGAAUCUAUAUGGUUCAUUUCACAGGCAUGACUGACAUUGACCACGCCUGGAUUUAACAACUCCGGUAGCUUUCAAUCAAAACCGGUGACCUGCUCAACGUACGAGGACCCAGACACCUCUCGGUUCCUUCACAAGGUACACAGCUAAAAACAAAUUCCACAACGUCGAGAUUUUCCGUGGUGUUAUAUUGCAUGACUCAUCCGAAAGGCCAUCCCUAACCGAGAGUUCGACCAUUAUGCAGAACGAUGUCCACCAUGUGCUCCACAGCAGGAGGAAGUAGGCACAGUGACUUGUGCUUGGAUCUGCAGACCUUAAAUGUACUGAUCUACUCCCAGUUCGCAGUUAGUUUCUAAGAAAAUUAAAAAAGCAACACUUUGUAAAUUGGAGUAUCUACCACAAAGCAGACAGGGAGUGCCUGGGUAUCCACUGAUGAGCCGAAACCUUCACAGCUGUGUCAUAUAGUGGCAGAAUUUCGGCGAAACAGGCGUGUAUGGGCUUCUGGCUAUUACCUGUCCUGUUAGCAUGAAAUCACCUUACUAUGGAGUUUGCUUUAAACAGAGCACAACAACCCUCUUCAUUUUCAACGAUUCCGACACAGUUCUUGAACACUGGCGGGCAACGAUAGAUUCCAUCAUGGGCAUUGUGGUCGGAAUAUUUUACAGUAGUUUAUGGCAGCCCUUCGGCUGCCAGUUACCGUAUCGGUUCAAAGUCAAUUUCCGUUAGGAUCUGUUUUGACAUCUUUGCUGUACGGCGUAGCGAAGAAAGGUGGCAGCAUGUAGAGCGCAAUAUAUAUACAGUAGGUGGGCCAACUCAUGAAAUGUCAACCGAAAUUCCGAAAUGUGUUUUCGUUCCGAACAGAUUAAUUAAGUAGGGUUGUAAAAUUAGCCAGCCCGCAAAAUAAUUCUAUAAUAUUUCAGUUACAUCAGGACGCUGGCUUUCGAAUGAACAUCCAUCCUGUUGCAUCGCAAAACUACACUAUGUGCAAAAUGACUACUUAUAUAGCAUGAAUUUUUCUCACUGAUUUUCGAUGGCCCUAAAAUUCGAAUUAUAUUUCAUGGAAAGUAUGUCCAAAAAUAUUCAUUCUCCUAUUGAUUCGGUAGAUAAUUACGUCUGUUUUCAAUUUUAUACUCGAAGAAAGGAUAUAAUUUUGUUUUCAGAACGUUAUUUAAUUCCCGAAUAAUUUUGAGCCCGCUCAACCGUUAGACUUGGAUUCAGGGUUUCCAAUCUGCAAGCCGUAUAUUUUCCGCGUACGGAAAACCACACAUUUCUCUACGGUAACAAAGGGUGCUCAUAUAGUUUUCAUAAAAUUGAGCAGUGGAUUUGAUCCAUAUUGUGAACUUUACAAGCCACAUUGGUAAAUGCAGAGACAUUAAGUUUUGUGAACAGCCAUUUCACGGUAUUGAACAGUUUCACAAUUAGAAACUUUUUAUGCCAAAUCAUCACCCUUCUUUGAGUUUAAAAUCUAAAGAAAACGUGAUUUUCUACCGAAUGAGCAGAAGAAAAAAUAUAUUUAUGCGUGUUUUCCAUGAAUUAUAAAUGGACAUUUAGGGGCAUCAAAAAUCAAUGAGAAAAAUGCAUGCUACACAAGUAGUCAUAUUUACAGACUGUGGUUUUUGUGUGCAGCCAAACGGAAGUUCGUCUGAAGGCCGGCAUCUUGAGUUAACUGAAAUAUUAUAGAAUUAUGUUGCAGGCUGGCUAAUUUAACACCCUACUUAAUUAAUCUUUUCGAAACGAUAACGCAUUUCGGAAUUUCACUCGACAUUUCAGGAGUUAACACACCAACUGUAUGUAUGUGUGUGUCUACGCCUACCAGUUCCCGGUAUAGUAAGACAAAUACUGUCGUACAAGCUUAUUACUGUGGUUGGCAAUAUAAAACUUUGAAAUUUUGCUAAAAAGCAUUUGUAAAGUGCAACUUUUUUUGUUCCAUGAAGAUAAUGCAUCUUAGUUGGCUUAACCUGAUUUUCCUGUAGUAAAAUUGACAAUUUUCAUUUUCACAGUGGGCCUCUUGGAUAUUUUUUGGUUAUAUGAAUGUGUUUUCAUAACGUACGGCGUGAAAAUAAGGGGUUUUAGCAGGUGACACUUCGUAGAAUAGAAAAUUAGGUGGAUAUCUGGAACUGUCAAAAUUUGUUCAAUCUUGACCUCUUUCCUCUCGAUUAAACUGACCUAACAUGACAUCUUCUCCAGAAAAGGACUUUCUCGAACUCUCGUCAAUUCUACAAACAGAACUAACCGCACCGAAUAUAUGCCGUUUCACCAACUCAAAUAUCGAUCAAGAUAUUUUAUAGUUUAUAUCAUCUGCUGUAUGGCAGAAUCAAAUGAUUUAUGCACACCUGAGCGUUAGGACAAUAACUGUCCUAAAAAAAAUGCCUGAAUGUAAGCCAGGGUUGAUGCCCACACAGAUUUGCACAUUUUAUAUUAUUACAUACUCUACAUGGGGAAAGGAACUUCGCGGGAGGUGCAUAAAAUGCACCCCGUCGAGGGGCCUCAUAAUUUUCAACGCCAGAAGUGGCCGAUAUUGGUCUGCCCGCCUGUUUGUGCGCUCGCCCCGCAAUUAUAUAGUUAUAAAAAACGAUAUAUUCCUCUAUCUAAAUUACUUGCGUUCCAGAAUACGUCUAUGAAAUGCAAUCAAGGUAUUCGUCCGUCACUGGGCGUGUUAAUCAAACCAGCAUUUUUUGCUCGUUUCGCAGUCCAUGCACAUACGGUAGAUGACCUAACCCAUGAAAGUUGUCGAAAUUUACGAAUGACUAUCAAUCGCUGGCAAACGGACACCAAUCCAUGGAUACAGUAUCAAUGUUAAUUAAGUACAUUUUUUAAAGCAUUAAAGACAGAAGAAAUACCAAAAGCAGUAUCGUGUUGUUUCCAAAUUUCGUUUUUUAAGAAAACGCACAUUCUCGGAAACUUCAAAAAUGGCUGCAAUUUAGUAACUUUCGUUUUUUGACGCAAAUAAUGUCUUCCGAUUCAAGAACGGAGUACAUAUGAAAUUACAAAUAUAAUAACGUUUAAAGGUAUUGUUUUAGUAACCUUUGCGUCUAGAUAACCCCUAAGAAUUAAUGUAAUUUCAUAUAUGACCGUUUGUCAACAGCCUACAUUCUGAGAAUAGAUUCCAAGGCAGUUUUCUAGCGAUUUGCGGCAUUCUUAACUCGUUUGAGUUGAAUGAGAUGCAAUUUAACAAGAGAAGCGGGAGAUCGCUUAAUUUCACCAGUGUGGACGUUGCAGGAGCAAAAGUUUUCAUAAGGUCAUAUGCCGUCAGGCCGAUCGGUAAUUAAUAAAUAUAACUAGAAUUGAUAGGCGUUAUCAUAAACAUACCACUUUGUGUUUAUAGAGAGAAAUUUUUUCCGGUAAAUUAAUUUGCACUUUUCGUUUGUUUUGGAUUACGUUGAGUUUAAGACCUACUUUGAAAGAUUGUUGAAUACUUCAGGAUUUUCAAUGUUUUCCUCCGAUCGUCCAUAAAGACAGAUUCUAUGACAUUUAUCUGUUAAAAUCUUUAAGAUAAAAUACCGUUUGAAGGCGUUUACCGACAUAGCGAGUGUUUAGGCAUUCGUUUUCAUGAAGGAUGUCGUUUGGAUCACAUGUGAAGACCGAAACAUCAUUUUCGAAUAUAAUGGUCCUCCACAACGUAAGUGAGCAACGAAUAUUCAUUCGAUCAAUUAGAAAACUUUCUCUUAUAAGAUAUUCUUGUAGAAGUGCUUUAAUGCUGCACUUUGUUGACGGAUCUCUGGGUAUUUUGUAUUUUUGCAGUGAGGCCAAGAAAACAUUUGACACUUUUGGCCGUUCCUCUCACGUUCCUUAACGAUACAUCCGACAAAAAAAUAAAUUUUUAAGUCUGGCAACUUCUGAUUAUUAAGACCCCCGCGGGUAAAUUACUCUGCUUUCAAUGAAAAAGCCACUCAUAUGACCAACAGAAGUCUAGGACAGGGAUUAGCAUGACAUUGCACGGGUAUACCGAAACGUCCAUUUUCGCUAGAAUUUGUAAACACUUCGCCUAAUAUAAUUACGUGAACUAAAUUCAUUUACAAGAAAAGGACAUUUCACUGAAGUGACUGGAUGAGCAAGCAACAUGCACAACGUUUAAGACGUCCAGAAAUUCUCAUUUCAGUUUCUGUUAUCAGUUUUCAUGAGAUAGUUGACCUACUGUAUCUGUGGGUGUUGCAAGUACCAAGAUCUCACUGCACCGUGAAUUGAUAACUUGUGCCCCUCUUAAUUCCUAGUCUAGAACUCAAGCCUAACCUGUAGAAUUGUAGUUAUGUCUAAUAACCAAUCAUGCUAACAGCUAAAUCCCUACAAUCCAGCCGCCACGAAGAUAUGCAAUACGCCCCUGGAAGCCGGAAGGUGUCGGGCCAUCCACAUACGAUAUGGAUACGACAGUAAAAUCGGACAGUGCAGAAAAUUCACAUUUGGCGGUUGCAACCCAAGUGCAAACAAUUUUCUGACGCAAAAGGCAUGUGAAGAAGCAACUGCAGCGUGCUCACACAAAGGUAUGUCAACUGAGAGCCUUACCUUUCCACUUACUUUUAUGCAUUAUUUGUCCAUCCACGACGACGUGCCAUCUUGAUUUUAUGAGAUUGGGAAUUUUUUCCCCAGUCAUUUGGCGUGCACUUGUGUUGGCCUAUAAUUUUAUUACUGUAAUGCGACGUCUCCAUUUUAGCUUCUCCAUCCGUCUCCACUACCAAAAACGGCAAAGCUCCGCAUAUCAAGUCUCCAGCCGGGAAAAAUAAAGCAGUCGCAGAUUUCACCAAGCGUCCUGCAGAUGUUUGA